AUGGUGGCUCGGAAAUUCCUCGUUCGCCACAAUGAUUCCGACUUCGACCUCGAAUACGACACGGACGAUGGGUUUGAAGUUCUCAAAUUCCAGCUAUUCUCUCUAACUUCAGUUCCUCCCAAUGAACAAAAGAUAUUUGGCGACCAAGAUGAUCGGCUUGUAUCGGACGACUCUGAUCUCAUUACAAUCUCCAAUAAGCUGCGGUUGGUGUCACUCAACGGAGAAGGCAAAGAAGAAGAAAGANUGAUCGGCUUGUAUCGGACGACUCUGAUCUCAUUACAAUCUCCAAUAAGCUGCGAAGGAAAAAAUUCGGAAUUAGAGAAAUCCGACGAAGAAUUCGCUCGGAAGUUGCAGGCAGAGGAAGAAGCACUUUUGUUUCAGCAGUUCUCUGCCAGUAACGAUGAGGGACAAAUGGAGAAGAAAAUACGGCCUUAUGUUGAUCAGGUCCUAAUGUAUGAAGACUCACAUCGUCAGGAGGCUGCUCGGAAUACAGUGCCUGUGGAGAAACUUGAGGAGAAGGCAUUAGUUGCAUUGGCAAAGGUUGGACCCUGAACUCUGCCAUCAGAUACUGUGCAUUUAUACUGCCUGUUAAAGAUUGAGGGAUUCUAUUCUUUUUUUCUUUUGUUUUUCCCGCUUAAAGGAAGAUGUGAAAGGGGAAAGUAAACAACUUAAAGGAUUUACCCAUGAAGGCUAUAGCAAGAAAAAGAAAGAGAGAAGGCUCGACAGAUAAUACUAAUG
Ilex paraguariensis (yerba mate) is the source of this 738-nucleotide messenger RNA. NCBI's taxonomy places the organism in Eukaryota, Viridiplantae, Streptophyta, Magnoliopsida, Aquifoliales, Aquifoliaceae. The record is from the annotation of a GenBank genome assembly.